Molecule: messenger RNA, 4292 nt
Organism: Gymnodraco acuticeps
Lineage: Eukaryota; Metazoa; Chordata; Actinopteri; Perciformes; Bathydraconidae
Product: potassium voltage-gated channel subfamily H member 1-like
Exons: 3
Coding region: 156-758 (200 amino acids)
Source: RefSeq, a predicted model, not a curated record
UCCGGUGCGACGUCUCUUCCAGCGUUUCCGUCAGCAGAGGGAGGCGCGGCUGGCCAUGGAGCAGGGAGAUCAGGUGGGUCGGCGAUGUGGAGAAAGGAGUCGUUCCCCUGGCAAAGCCUCGAGGUCCGGUGGUCCUGGCCUCCACCAGUAUAGUCAUGUUGACGGAGAGCCCAGCGACCCCCACCACCUCCUCAACAUCCCUCGCUUCCUCUUCAUCCAGAACCUCCAGUCGAGUCAUGCUCCACGCUCCCGCCGCCCAGAACGGAAACAUAAUCGGCUGCAAAUCUGCAGAGCCGGCCAAAGCGAAAGGCUGGGGACGAUUCAAAGAGUCGGUCGCCAAGGCCGAGUCGUGGAGCAGCGUCUCUAAAGCCGAGUCCAUGGAGACGCUGCCCGACAGAACUAAGUCUCAGGACCAGUUAUCCCUGAAGAAAACAGACUCCUGUGACAGCGGCAUCACGAAGAGCGACCUCCGAUUGGACAAUGCGGACGAUGUCAGAACGCCGCAGGAGCAAAGUCCAGUCCAGGCUGAGGAAAAGAGGGUCUUCUGUCCGAUACCGGAGCAGAGCAUUCAAGCCCCUUUCCUGGAGCUGAAGCAGGAGUUAAGAGGCGACAUCAGAUCUUUGAACAGUCGCAUGGCAGGGCUGGAGACUCAGCUGGCGGAGAUGUUGCGACUCCUCAAGUCCAGGAAGUCGUCCGGUUCCUUCUUUGAGAUCUCGCGGCCUCCUUCCCCUGACUCAGAUAAGGAUAGCUACUCCUAAACUGGACUAGAGUCAGUUGUUGGAAUGGAACUCCCAUUGGUUUCAGAUGUCAGAGAAGAGCUUCUGACUGAAGUGUGAGGCUGUGCUGAUGGUGGACAACGAUGCUAACACACAAAAGCACUUUAUGCGUUCGUAGCAUUACUCGGCGAGAUGACAAUGACGUCAAACUGGAAUGAGGAUUGCUGAUUUAACUUUGAUCAAAGACUAACGGAAGAGUCAUGAUGGCACCUUUUGUCCUCAGGAGGGUUUACACCUUCAUAUGAUUAUGGCAAUAAUAAGAGAUGGCUUUAACAUUGUUGUUUUGAACAGGACUUUGGCACUGUGAUGAUGGAAACCGUGUUUUAAAGGUUAAUUUGGUUUCUUGGAGGUCUGAUCCACAAAGUCUGUUUGGCUGUUUAGCAUUUUAAGAAAGUUAACACACUUCAAAAUGAAAGGGGUGCAUUCAAAGACAAUCAAGUAGACAUAUCUCUGUGAUUAAUGUGGGACAUAUGGGUCCAAAACCUGGAAAACUGACAAAAAGAAGAUUAUGAUACAUUAGCCGCUUUCACACCAAGUACUUUGCCGUACUUAGUUCCCAGUACUUAGUCCCGCCGAAAUCUUUAGUCCCGUAACUGUCCUAGUAAAUCGCGUUCACACCGGAAUAAGUCCCUGAGGGAGGAUUAGGCAAAUGAAGCUGCUGACGUCACUUCUUCUUCUUCUGCUUUGGGUUUACUGGCAGGCCGCAAACAAUUUCACGGCGUAUACUGCCACCCGAAGUCUUCCGGACUUUGGGUGGCAGUAAAUCGCCACCCGAAGCCCCGGGUAAAUCGCCAGAAGCGCUGACACCUCAUCACUCCUCCGCUCCCACGAUUUAUUUUGUGUUGCCAUAAGUUAGUCUCUCUUCGUUGGUGCGCUGGGCUAAUGCUAAUAAUGCUAAUGCGAGCAAAUAAAAUGGCGGCUUCACAAAACUUUUCAGAGUUUUACGAGGCGUGGUUUGCAAUUCGCCCAGCCAAUCAGACAUAGGAACCUUUUCCUCCCCAGGAAAGUACCACCUCUCUAGCAGGGACUGAAAAGGGGGGAAAAGGUUCCCAUGAACUAAGUUCUAGUUUCAGAUUUCUUUGGUGUGAACGCAAAAUCCCAAGAACUAUCGGAACUAUUCCUGGGAAAAGUACUCCGGUGUGAAAGCGCCUAUUGUGGAUCAGACAAUGUUUUGGUUUGGGGGGAUUUAUUACAGUUAAAGGGGCAGAAUGUCCCUAUCUUCAUGCAGACUAAACACUGUGUGAACAGAUUUCAGUAAGAAGUAUUUCAUGCUUGAGACGGGUAGCGUUUUUAUAUCUAGAAUGAAUGUGAAAACAUUUGAUGCAGCACAGUGACAAUGAGACCCUAAAUGUGUCUAAUGUUUAAAUCCUGCACAUUACUCAUUAGUUUCUUUUUGUUUUUUUCAUGUUAAAUUCACCUCUGAAAGGAGCUCAAGGGGUUAACACAAUCAAAUUCAAGUUUACUUUAUUAUAAAAGCUUCUUUACUGUAACAUUAAAAUGCUUUAAGAUAAGAGAUUCAGCCUGAAGUCAACACACUGGAGAUAAUAGUACAAAAUUAUAAUAAGCCCUUAAAUUAUUAUGACCAGUUUCCAGAUUGACAGAGCGGUCAAUAAUAAACCUGAAGUGCAGAUUUCUGUCACAUUUAUAUUGUUCUUUCCUGCUUUUCUAUCAUUCCCUUCUAUGUGGUUAAAGCUUCACUUGAGCACCACAACACCUGUGUGUAUACGCUUUAGUUGUAGUUGUCUCCCACAGGAUGAAAAGUGUUUGGGUUCCCUGCUCGUCAUCGACGUCUGGAGACUGAAAAAUGACCGAUAUUGGCCAAAAAGGAUGAAGCUGAGGUAGCGAAUAUCAUGCCUGAGAGACCUGUCCAUCAAGGUUUCCCAAGGGGACGCUACUGAGAAGCUGGCUCACCAAGUCGCGGCCCAGGUUGCUGCUGCUCAUCGCAGGGUUGAAGAGGCCUCAGGUGACCCUCAUGAGGAGGAAAAGGAUGAAGCGCACAAAAGUAGCAAAGGCCACGUAAGCGAACCUGCAGUCGGAUGCCGCACUUCACUUGAGACCUUUGAGGGGAGGGUCUGCUCGUUAGAUAUGGAAGACAAAGAAGAGGAAGACCUGUGUGUUGGAUCUUUGCCCCAGCAACAAACUAUAAUCCAGGGAUCACAAAACAGGGUGAAGCAAGAGGACGAACCACAGAGAUUGAGACCCCCAGAUUAAUCCGGAUUACACCCACAACCUGGACUACAACUUCACCCCCCAUUAAAAUAUGCAUCUGUUUUGGCUCAUUAGACUGUAAUGACUGUAGCUUGUACUUCAUUCCUAUCCAAAGACAGACUGUCCCUGUGUUUUUAGUUCAGCCUGUUUCAGCUUUCCAGGUCCAUGUGUCUUAGUCUCAGAAAAGACCUGCUGCUGAUUGAAGUCUGACGAGACGCUCACUGCUGCCUCACAUUAUUCGGUCAGAUAAUAAGUUAACAAGUAGCUUUAACUAUGGAUGUUUGAUGAGAACUGGAUACGGCGCUGUCGCUCAACCUUGGUUACACGUUUUCCCACUGGCCACUUGUGGAGUUGAAAGGACACCUUGCUUUGCAAACAAGGUCUUUCUCUUGUGGAUUUUUCAAUGCAUGGAGGUUUUAUAUUUCUGGAUCAAGCAGAAAGAAGCCAUUUUAAAAUCUUCAAUGUUUCACAAUGUAAAGUCUCCGGGAAGACCAAAAACUUGCGGGAAGUGACAGCGGGACCACAUUUCACAAAAGUAAACUCAGAAGCUAAAAGAACUAUUUUGGCGUACGCAAAAUGCCUUUCAUCUUUUGGUCCGUUAUCCAGUUCUUAUACAUCUAUUACCUUCAAACAAUACGAAAGCAUCACAUGACAUACACCACAAACUGUGGACGUUUUAUCGUUCAAUUGUUGCCGGUAUUAACAUUUGUAAUGCAGAAAUUCAGACACUGUAAUGAGAAAAUAAGGUUGCUAAUCGCACCAAUCACGAUUAAAAAAGUUGAUUUGCUGUUGUUGCUGGACAUCCACUCGAGGAACGUUAAUUGACUUAGAAGUCACAUGUGCAAACUGGAGCUUCUAGGUAUUAGACAAACUUAAUGUGUUUUUUUUUUCAUUUUAUUUUUCAUAAAGUUGGUAGAAUACAUUUUGGAACGAACCGCUUAUUUUGUGUGCGUUUGUCAGUACAUUGUGAAACCAUGGAGAGUCUGGAGAAAUCAGCUUCAUGUGGGAGGUUUGAACCUCGCUUUGCCAAAUAGAUCAUAUUUUCUUAGCAGCCUCAGGAAAUGGAAUUUUCAGCAGCUACCAAUGUUGGGAAAUUGAAAUGGCAUCCAGCCAAAAAUGUCCUUUUACUAGUAUUUGACAAAGAAUUGUGUUGGUUGAGAGAGGUCCUAGUUAAUCACCAUAUCAGAUACUGGAACGUCAUCCAUGGGAACAUCUUUAUAAAGAACUGGGGCUUAAUGGUGUGCUUAAAACUAGUUUGAUUUAUUUGAAGCAUUUAAUAAAAUGGAAACGCAUUUUUCUUUUGACCAA